AUGCCGAAACAUCACUGUUGUGCCUACAACUGUACGAACAGCAAGGAAAAGAAAAAAAGACCUAGUCAAAUAUCCCGAAGUUGCAAAUGUUUUACUCUGCUUUCCACAAAAUAACGAAAAAAUACAGUAUGUUCCUGGAAUGAGUGAACAGGAAAGACGUCGAAGGUGGAUCGCAGCAUGCCGGCUGGAAAGCCUAAAUGUCACAAGGCACACUCGUAUAUGUGCUAAACAUUUUGAAGGAGGGUUAGGGCCAACAAAGGCAAACCCUGUUCCUACGAUAUUCGAUUUUCCUGAAAAUCUCCAGCGAAAAGAAGUGAAACCACGCCAGCAUCCGAAGGGGAGACGAUUGAAGAAUGCUUCCACAACAAGCAAAAUUCAGAAGGCAAGCAAACGGGGCAACUCGAAGGUUAGAAAAUGUCCCGAUUUGGUGGAACAGCAAGAAGUUCAUUUGGAAAACGAUGAAAGUUGUACAGGUGAGGAAACCGUAAAUCAGGAUUUAUUGCUUGUGACACGGGAGUUAAAUCUAAGUGAAAGUUUGAUCGAUGACCAGCAAAACUUGCUCGAAAAAUCUCAGCCAGUAGAACUCAACGAGAGUCGUGACAAGAUCAAAGACAAUAUAUUAUUGCACCAUAAAGCGGUCCAGACAGAUUUAUCGGCUGAUCAAAUCACCAGAAUGGAACAGGCGCACUUUAAAUUACAAGAUCGCCGCGGUGAAUUAAAAGAGAAUUGUUUAUGGAGGACGUGCAACGAGACGAUUCCUCGGUCCAGUUUUAUACUGGCUUACCUUCACUUUCGUGUCUUCUCAUGUUAUUCUAUUUGGAAGUUCAAUGAAAUAUUGGGACGGAAAGAACAAGACACGAGCUGA
Messenger RNA from Porites lobata, 865 nucleotides. Lineage: Eukaryota; Metazoa; Cnidaria; Anthozoa; Scleractinia; Poritidae. The record is from the annotation of a GenBank genome assembly.